UGGAUUGAUAUUACUUCAGCUGUAAUUAAUUAAAUUCCGAUCAAAAAUAACUAAAGAAAUCUUGAGUUAAAAAAUGUUUCGAGCAAUUCUUAUCUCGUCGUUUCUUGCCCUUGCCGUCGCGCAAGUGCCAUUCAUCCACUUGUACAGUUUGUACGACAGCGUGGGUCCCUUCAACAUGUACUCGGAAAGGGACAUCCCAGACUUGACGAAGUACGAGUUGUUUUACGAGGGCAGUGAACAGAAUCCAGACUAUAUUUAUUGCCUGCAUGGAAAUUGGAUUUUACACGGAGCGGAAAAUUACACUACAGGCAGUGGAUAUUCAUACAUUUCCGAGUGGGAAUGGGAGACUUCAGGCUGUGUCAAAUCAUUUACAGGAUCUCGUCCCAAAUCCCUGAGAAUGACAGGAGUACCCGGAUCGAUAAACGCACCGAGCAUUAAUUUCUACCCGGCAGCUGACUUCAAGGGAGAACAUACCCUAGUGGCUGAUGACAUCCCGGAUGUGGACUUUACCUACAGAUCUGUUAUAGUCACCGGUCGCAGUUCUUAUUGGCUGCUGUAUCCAGCCGUCAAUUACAUCGGUUUUCCUGCCUGUGUGGAUAAUACGAAUUACAAUACCUCCUCGAUAAGAGUGAGGUCUGUUAAGAGACACACGGAAAGGUGCCCGUGCCUCUUUUGUGACAAGGUGGAACAGAAACAGCCAAACAUUGUGCGAAUUGCUAAACCCGUUUGAAAUCAUGAUUAUGUAAUAUCAAUUUAUGUAAAAUAAACAAAUGCACCUUUGUUGAAUAUGUGUUUAAGAGUAC
This is a messenger RNA of Folsomia candida, 803 nucleotides long. RefSeq lists its product as uncharacterized. The record is from RefSeq and is a predicted model, not a curated record. Lineage: Eukaryota; Metazoa; Arthropoda; Collembola; Entomobryomorpha; Isotomidae. The transcript is spliced from 2 exons. Bases 74 to 730 code for a protein of 218 amino acids.